This is a messenger RNA of Neopsephotus bourkii (Bourke's parrot), 3319 nucleotides long. It is a transcript of the gene FANCC, whose product is annotated as FA complementation group C. NCBI's taxonomy places the organism in Eukaryota, Metazoa, Chordata, Aves, Psittaciformes, Psittacidae. The record is from RefSeq and is a predicted model, not a curated record. Gene Ontology annotation, biological process: nucleotide-excision repair; cellular response to oxidative stress; interstrand cross-link repair. Gene Ontology annotation, cellular component: Fanconi anaemia nuclear complex. The transcript has 17 exons. Bases 357 to 2033 code for a protein of 558 amino acids.
CGGGCCUCCCGGAGCUGCCGCUGUCGCUCUUGUGGGGUCGUCCCUUGGUGUUUCACGCCUUGCUGCAGCUGUGCCUCUUCUUGCCUUAACGGGCGACUUUCCCCGGGAAAUGAAAUCUGUGUGAUUCCACGUCCUCAUGUCUUUGACUACUAAGAAUUGAGCUUGUUAGUCAAUUUUAACCAAGUUUGAAACCAGGAUAAAGCAAAUGGUGGGAAAGGAGCAAGUUUAGGAUUGAUCCUUCUGAAGAUGGCCUCUGAGCUCUGGAGUGUAUAGUUGUUUUUUUUUAGUGCAGGUUCUUUGCUUAGGCUUUCAUACAACAAGAACUGUGGAAAUUUAAUGCAUUUCAGGAUUGUGGGAUGGCUGAGGACACUCCAGUGACCGAACUGAACUUUGAAUAUUGGUUGGAUAAAGCUAUUGAAUGGGGUCAAGCCACCACGCUGGAAUCCCAGAAGGAUGUGUGCCUUCAUCUGCCCGAGCUCCAAAAGUUCCUACAUGCGGUUUAUGAAACUUUGAAACAUAUGGAUUCAGUUGUAGCAAUCCAGCGGUUUCCGUUAAUUGGCCAGCUUUUAGGAAGGCUUUGUUGGAAUCCUUUUGUUAUAGGAUAUGAUGAAAGCCAGAAGACUCUGAUGUGGUGCUUAUGUUGUCUAUACAGCAGUGAACCACAGAACCCUGUGGAAUUGAAGGCCAACAGCUGGAUACGGAGUAUGCUGUGCCAUCUCCUUUCUUCUUCCAAGUGGGAAAGUAAUGAAGCUGCAACCAGUACAUUCCUAUCAACUCUCGGCUACACGUCAGCAGAUUAUUAUUGUCACUUAGUUAAAAAUAUGGUCUUUUCAUUAGUAACAGAACUCAGAGGAAAUCAGUUCAGUGGACUUAACAUUCAGGGGAGAGUUUCAGCCAGUCGUGUGAAUGCUGUGUCCCUUUUCUGCCUCCCUCUUAUUACUUUGCCUGAUCUAACUCCACUGCUGGAAACUCUCCUUCUUUACCAUGGAGGUGCAUCAAAAGAAAUUCUCAGUUCAGAGUUUCUGGAGGCUGUGAAUGAGGCCUUUUUAAAGAAGAAGAUCUCCCUCCCUGAAACUGCUGUCUUCAGCCUGUGGCUUCGUCACUUACCAAGCCUUGAAAAAGCCACAUUAUAUCUUUUAGACCAGCUGGUUUCCAUACAGUUGAAUUCACUGGAGGAAGUGGCUUGUGUCAUAAAAGACUCGUUACUGGUAUCAGCAGCAAACCAUCCUGCCGUUUUCAGAAUUGUUAAUGAAAUUUUCAAGAAUGCAUUGAUGGAAACUGAUGGAACUCCGGAAGUUAUGACCAUAAUACAGAUGUUUACACAGGUUUUCCUUCAGGCUCAUCAGAAUGAAAACAAGCAGCAUAAAUUUUCACUGAAGGCGUACUUUCCUUACCAUCACCAGCCUCUUGUAACAGCUUUACUCAGACGUCCUUUUGAGCUGCCAGCUACACACUGGUCUGCACAUUUGAAACACAUUUCAGAUACGCUCAAAGCAUUGGUAGAAGAUACAAAUGUUAGUUCUGCUGCUGACCUUUUUGAAAUCUGGUUUUUGGUUGUUUGUUUUGGAGAAUGGCUCGAUAUUGCUGCAGAACAAUUACUGAAGGCUGCUGUAGAACCAGAUGCUUUGCUGUGGCUGCUGGCGUUUUACUACUGUCCUCAAAAUGAAAAUCAACAAAGGACUCAAACAGUGGUAGAAGCUAAAGCAGUCUACAAUCAUCUAAUGAGGCUCUUCAACCAUAUAGUCCUUUCUGUCAAAGAUCUGGAGGCUGCUGUACACAGUAUAAUAGAUACAGAGCGGUGUUGUAACCAGCGUCUUAUAACACAUCUUCUUACCAACUUUUUGCUCUUUUCAUCUGGGGGACAAAGAAUUGCCCAGGAAUUUAUUUACCAUAUUACUGAGACAACUGACUCAAGCAAAGAAGUCUGUAGCCUUCUUAUCCGUACUGCAUACAGAAUUAACCGUAAUGGAGGAAACACAAGGACUGUGAGGCUGCUGAAUGAACUUCUUAAAAACCUAACACUGAAAGUUUAGAUUUUUAAUAUUAUCUAUUUAUCAAGCAAACAAAUCAGAUCUUUGUCCAGGUGUCAGUGUUUCAUUAGCAUUUCCAGCAGUAAAAACGUAUCUUAAGCCUAUCCUGCAACUUUGUAUUCCUUCAUAAAUAUUUGAAUUUCCUUUCUUGGAAAUGUUUGCCCUUUACAACAUAAUAGUAAAUACUAAACAUGGUUGAAAAUUUUGUGCUGACCACCUUCUUUCACAGGAGACCUAGGUCAUUUAAGGCAGUUUAGUCAUCUUAUUGUUUAUCUCUCCGAGGAUCAGUUUUUCUCCCAAAUUACCCAUGGUUUUCUUCACAAAACAUAUCCAGUUGCUUGGUUGAUAAGUUGUUCCUAAAAUGUUUUGUUCUGUAAUUCUGCUUUUAUGGAAGUAACGGUGAUCUCAGCUUACGGUGAUUCAUGGUGAAGGCGCUCUAUGUUCUCAGGAAAUCAGUGCUGUUUCCUGAACGCUUUAGUUCAUUUUUAAAAUGUUUCCAAAAUGAAACUCCUCAGAUUGCUAAAUGUUGGUUUUUUGUUUUCCAUACUGCAGCUUUCACAGGACAGUGUUCUUUGCAUAGUACUAUACCAAUAGCUGGUCUUUGUCAGCAGAUACUGCAGGUAGAGGUUGUUUGCAGUACAGUUUAUAUUCAGUGUGCUGUGCCUGAUACUGUUGUUUAUUUGUUGAACAAAACUUCUUUCUUUUCAUACAGAUAAAACAGAUCAAGCACCACAUAGGCAUAAGGAAACUUCCCACUUUGAGGGCAGAAUUUCCUGAAGAGGCCAUAUGGUUGCAACUCUUUCCUUUUUUUGUCCAGAGGUAGUUUUUGCUCGCUUCAUUGUUUCGGUUUUUUGUCUUGGACAAAAGAGCAUGGAUAGGGAGCAAUGGCUUAGUGUCUUACACUUAGGAAAGUAUUUGUCCCCAAAAGUUUUUUGAACCUGUUUCCAUCUUAACUUAAACACGUAGUAAUGACAGAGGAUCUGAACAGUUUUCAGUAAUUUCUUUUCAUAUAUUACCUGUGUCAUUUAAUGUCAAUACUUCCGCUAUGUUCAAAUAUGCUACUUGGAAUACUAUUAUUGCAUAUAAAAUCAGAGGCAUGUAUCUUAGAUUAAUACAGUUUUCUGAAUGUAGCAUUUGGGUUUGAGCUAAAGAAAAGAAAAACAACGUACUUGGUGUCCCUUGGCUGGAAGAGUGGAAGGGUAUUUUCUGUAAUGCUGUGGACUGAUUUAAUUUUGUUCCUAGUGAGUCAUGUCAGACCAAAUUACAGACAUUAUAUAUCCUGUCAAUCA